Molecule: messenger RNA, 987 nt
Organism: Prunus armeniaca (apricot)
Lineage: Eukaryota; Viridiplantae; Streptophyta; Magnoliopsida; Rosales; Rosaceae
Source: the annotation of a GenBank genome assembly
AUGGCAAAUGCUGCUUCUUCAGCCCAUAUCCCAGAAGUGGUGCUUGGCUCUUCCAUUGGCCCCAAGAGCAUGCCUGUGCUUGCCUUUGGCACAGCAACUGACAACAUACAGCCUAAUCUGUUGAAAACAGCGGUUCUUGAGGCCAUCAAGCUUGGCUACAGGCACUUUGAUACAGCUGCCAUUUAUGGCUCAGAGCAGACUCUGGGUGAAGCUAUAAAAGAAGCACUUAAGCUUGGCCUUGUUGCUUCCAGAGACCAACUCUUCAUCACUUCAAAGCUAUGGAGCAAUGAUGCUCACCCUCAUCUUGUCAUUCCUGCUCUCAAGAAAUCACUUGAAAAUCUUCAAUUGGAGUACCUUGACCUGUAUCUCAUCCACUGGCCCAUCAGUGCUAAGCCAGGAAAAUUGGUGUACCCACUAGUUGACCUUAUGCCAAUGGACUUCAAGGGUGUGUGGGCAGCCAUGGAAGAAUCUCAGAGACUUGGCCUCACAAAAUCAAUUGGAGUAAGCAAUUUCUCCAGCAAAAAGAUUGAAACUUUACUCUCUUUUGCUACCAUUCCUCCUUCAGUCAAUCAAGUGGAGAUGAGUCCACUCUGGCAACAGAAGAAGCUAAGAGACUUCUGCAAGGCCAAUGGUGUAGUUGUGACUGCCUUCUCUCCUUUGGGUGCCAUGGGGACCAGUUGGGGAACCAAUUAUGUUGUGGAAAGCAAAGUGCUCCAGGAUAUAGGAGAGGCUCGAGGAAAAACAAUUGCUCAGGUUUGUAUUAGAUGGGUGUACCAAGCAGGGGCAACUCUUGCUGUUAAGAGCUACAACAAGGAGAGGUUGAAACAGAAUCUGCAGGUGUUUGACUGGGAGCUAUCAGAGGAUGACCUUAACAAGAUCAAUCACAUCCCACAGCACAAAAUGAUGAUGAGAGAAGAACUGGUUUCUGCUGAUGGAUCAUCAUCACCAUACAAAUCCGUUGAAGAAUUUUGGGAUGGAGAGAUUUAG